Molecule: messenger RNA, 1194 nt
Organism: Arachis duranensis
Lineage: Eukaryota; Viridiplantae; Streptophyta; Magnoliopsida; Fabales; Fabaceae
Product: probable prolyl 4-hydroxylase 3
Exons: 7
Coding region: 200-1072 (290 amino acids)
Biological process (GO): peptidyl-proline hydroxylation to 4-hydroxy-L-proline
Cellular component (GO): endoplasmic reticulum
Molecular function (GO): L-ascorbic acid binding; procollagen-proline 4-dioxygenase activity; iron ion binding
Source: RefSeq, a predicted model, not a curated record
UGCAACUCCCAUGUAUUACCGUACCACUCACGCCAACAACGCUUCCAAAUUCUGAUUUCGUAUUUUGAAUUUAUCUUCAUGCAAAAGACGCAAAACAGUGUUACAGAUUAAGCUUUUUGGCCUGAAGAAAGGGUAGCCAUAGAACUAUGAUGAAGCGUAUAUAUUCACAAACACCAUUCAAUUCUACAUUAUUUGAAGCAUGGCAAAAGCAAAAUACACGAAUCCGAAGGCGCAGUUGAAGAAAUGGAUCUCGUUGAGGAAGCUGGUUUUGCCGAUGCUUUUGAUUUUCACGAUUGUGCUUCUGGUGUUACUUUCUAUCGGAGUUGUUAAUCUUCCUAUUACCGCUAAUGAUUCUCCGAUCAAGGAUAUCGGUGCUGUUAGGCGGCGCAGAACUUCUGAGAGAGGUUACGGUUUGGUAGAGCAAAAGAAAAAGUGGACCGAAAUUCUUUCGUGGGAGCCAAGAGCUUUCAUGUACCACAAUUUCCUGUCCAAAGAAGAAUGUGAACACUUGAUCAACGUUGCCAAACCACAUAUGGAAAAAUCACAAGUUGCUGAUAGUGAUACUGGGCAGAGUAUAGAUAGCAGUGAUCGUACUAGCUCAGGAGCGUUUCUGAGAAGAGGAUUGGACAAAAUUGUCCAAAGGAUAGAAAAAAAGAUUGCUGAUCUUACUUUCGUACCAAUAGAGAAUGGAGAAGGACUUCAGGUUCUUCACUAUGAAGUUGGCCAAAAAUAUGAACCUCACUUUGAUUACUUCUUAGAUAAGGUCAACACUAAGGAUGGAAACCACCGUGUUGCUACAGUUCUUAUGUACCUUUCAGAUGUUGAAGAAGGUGGCGAGACCGUAUUUCCUGAUGCCAAUGUAAGUUUUAGUUCUGUUCCAUGGCAGAAUGAUUUGUCUGAAUGCGCUAAAAAUGGUCUCGCGGUGAAGCCAAAAAUGGGUGAUGCUAUAUUGUUUUGGAGCAUGAAGCCAGAUCUCACCCUAGAUCCUUCUUCUCUACAUGGUAGUUGCCCUGUUAUUAGAGGAAAUAAAUGGGCUUCAGCAAAGUGGCUACGUCUUGGGGUGUUCAACUAAUAAGGAUAUUAUUAAGCCAUCUCGUGUGCAGAUACUUGUAGAGAGUAAGGAUCAUUCCAAUGCACUCUUACAAGAAUUCAAAAAUGAUUUUUAUCUUAAAGUAUAAGCGACAAUUUCAUCCA